This is a messenger RNA of Anopheles maculipalpis, 1311 nucleotides long. Its product is annotated as tubulin alpha chain-like. The coding region runs from base 1 to 1311 and encodes 436 amino acids. Gene Ontology annotation, biological process: microtubule cytoskeleton organization; mitotic cell cycle. The transcript is spliced from 3 exons. NCBI's taxonomy places the organism in Eukaryota, Metazoa, Arthropoda, Insecta, Diptera, Culicidae. Gene Ontology annotation, cellular component: microtubule; cytoplasm. Gene Ontology annotation, molecular function: structural constituent of cytoskeleton; GTP binding. The record is from RefSeq and is a predicted model, not a curated record.
AUGGCCAAAAAUCGCGAAAUCAUUCAGCUGCACGUAGGUCAGGCAGGCGUACAGAUGGCUAGCGCUUGCUGGGAGCUGUACUGUCUCGAACACGGCAUCUAUCCGGACGGAAUAUUUUGUGACUGCUCCAUCUACGAGGACUGCAGUGCGUUCUUUAGCUGUGACCGGUCGGGUCAGUGUGUACCGCGUGUGCUGCUGCUCGAUUUGGAACCUUCAGUCGUCGAUGAAAUUCGCAUCGGCACGUACCGGGAACUGUUUCAUCCAAACUCGCUACUAACUGGUUGUGAAGAUGCGGCAAGUAACUUUGGCCGUGGACACUAUCGACUCGGUCAAACGAUGAUAGAACCGGCGAUGGAUCGGAUACGAAAGUUAUGCGAACACUGCUCCUCGCUGCAGGGUUUUAUGAUGUUUCAUAGCGUCGGUGGUGGAACGGGUGCCGGUUUGGGGACGCUACUGCUUGAACGGCUCGGCGAAGACUUUGGCAAAAUAUCGCGCAUGGAGUUUGAUAUCUUUCCUUCGCCGAAGGUUUCGCCGGUUAUUGUGGAGCCGUACAACGCUAUACUUGCGUCGCACGUCGCUAUGGAGCACAGUGAUUGUACGUUCGUGCUAGACAACGAGGCACUGUACGAUGUGUGCGAUCGAAAUUUGAACGUUCGCGAACCGACGUACACCAAUCUGAAUCGAUUGGUUGCCCAGGCUGUAUCGUGCAUUACCGCGUCGUUACGCUUUUCCGGCGCGAUCAACGUCGAUCUGCUCGAGUUCCAGACGAACUUGGUCCCUUUCCCGAGGAUUCACUAUCCGCUGGUGACAUACGCACCGCUUGUGCCGGGAAGUACAGCACGGCACGAGCAACCCACUACGGCACAGCUAACGUACGAGUGUUUUGAACCAUCAAAUCAGCUCGUCAAAUGUGAUCCUCGUACGGGGCGGUAUAUGUCCUGUUGUCUGCUCUACCGGGGCAACAUAGCACCGAUCGAAAUUAAUCGCGCCUUGCACGAGAUGCGCACGAACAGUUCGAUCCGGUUCGUCGAUUGGUGUCCGACCGGGUUUAAGAUCGGUAUCAACUUCCAGGCCCCGAUCGCUGUGCCGGGUGCAGAUUUGGCACGUUCCGAUCUGGCCUGCUGUAUGCUGUCGAACAAUACUGCCAUCAAAACGGCCUGGACGAGGGUCGCCGACAAGUAUCAGCGUAUGUACGAUCGGAAAGCAUUUUUCUAUCAUUAUCUUGGUGAAGGCCUCGAAGAGCAAGAUCUUACCGAAGCAAUUGAAAACAUUCGCACGCUUAUAAAAGAUUAUGAAGAAAUUGAAAAAUAG